Messenger RNA from Achroia grisella, 2464 nucleotides. Its product is annotated as zinc finger protein 25-like. Gene Ontology annotation, molecular function: RNA polymerase II transcription regulatory region sequence-specific DNA binding; zinc ion binding; DNA-binding transcription factor activity, RNA polymerase II-specific. The coding region runs from base 102 to 1856 and encodes 584 amino acids. NCBI's taxonomy places the organism in Eukaryota, Metazoa, Arthropoda, Insecta, Lepidoptera, Pyralidae. Gene Ontology annotation, cellular component: nucleus. Gene Ontology annotation, biological process: regulation of transcription by RNA polymerase II. The transcript is spliced from 5 exons. The record is from RefSeq and is a predicted model, not a curated record.
UUUAGAUGAAUACAUCUUUCUACUUUUUUGUAGUUUGUAAAUAAUGUGAAAAUUAUUACAAUAACAUUGAAAAUUAAAAAUCGAAGUUUGUGCAUUGGAAAAUGAGCGCUCCAAAAAACAACGGACCGAUAAUAGACCCAGCUAUCUGUAGGUGUUGUCGAACUAUAAAAAAAUGCAGAAUACUAACAUCAGAAUAUACAUGGAUGGACAAGAAAGAGGUUUACGCUGAUAUGGUGAUGGACUGCUUCGGUAUUCUAUUAUCACACGUGGAUGACAAUGAGAAGGACAGUGGAGUGUGCGCUACUUGCGUGGUGCGACUGCGGGAUGCAUGUGCCUUCCGCCAUCAAGUGCUGCAGUGCGAAGAGCUGUUCCUACAUGCCAAACUCGAGGAUAAGGAAGCUGAUGAAAUAAAGAAAAAUGUAGAAAUAGAGUUGAAAGCGGAGCCUAAAGAUGAUAUAAGUGAUCACAACUCAAUUGGAGCUGACCACGAUGAUGGAAUGUCUAUGGAUUACUCUGUUGAUGAUCAGCCACUUGAUAGCAUAAAACUUCCAAAAAAAGAAGAAAACGACAAACUGGACUCAGUACCAUUACAAGAUCUCAUCUCGAAAUCUGAUGUUGAGAAUGAGAGCUAUUCUUCGUCGGAUUCAGACAAACCGAUUAAGAGGAAAAAGAGCAAGAAAAAGAAGACGGCGAACGGGACGCAGAAAAAGAGGAAAUCGCUGAAAACAAAACAGAAAGCAGGUACAUCAAAGAAAGCAACAAAAGUGCCAAAAAAGGCACCCGUCGAGAAGAAAAAUAACUACGACCGAGACUUAGACUGUAUGUCCGAGGAGAAUCUACUAACAAUAAUACAGUAUUCAUAUGUAUGUCCAUUUAAGAACAGAAGAAAUAAUUACUAUUGUUUCUAUUGUAAAGACUAUUACCCAAAACCUGAAGAUCUGAGGGACCAUACAGUGACACACGACACGAAGCCUUUCCAGCUCCUCAUGGGGUACAAGAAGAUGCCAAAAAUCGAUAUAACUAGGAUAGACUGCAGACUAUGUCCAGCCAAAAUUGAUGAUCUGAAUGUCUUCAAGCAACACAUCGACCAAGUGCACGGCAAGAAGAUAUACUUUGAAGCUCCAGACAAGAUGCUUCUAUACAGACUUACGUGGAACGAUCUAGUGUGUGUAAUGUGUAGUGAUGUAUUCGAAGACUUUAACACUCUGAACACCCAUAUGGUGGAACAUUUCAGUAACUAUACAUGUGAUAUUUGUGGCGUUUGCUUCCUAGAGAAGCCGAGGCUGGAUGCUCAUCUCAAGAGACAUAAGGACGAUGAACGGCACACAUGUGAGAUAUGCGGUAAAGUCUUCAAAUCAAACCAUUAUAAGGAUAUGCAUGUCGAUGUAGUUCAUAAGAAGAAAGCUAUAAUAAGAUGUCCAAGAUGCGACGAGUGCUUCAUGUCUUACGCAUUGAAGAAUAAGCAUUUAACAGAAGCCCACGGUCAAAAGAGAACAUAUCCAUGCAACUUGUGUGAUAAAGUGUAUAACAGACAGAAAACAUUGACCGAACACCAACGUAGAAAUCACCAGAAAGUUCUGAAGCAUCAAUGCGAGUACUGCGACCAGAGGUUCUACCUACCUUCGAGGUUGAAGGAGCAUAUGGCCACGCACACCGGGGAGAGAAACUUCAGAUGCGAAUACUGUGAUAAAAGCUAUCCCAGACUCAAAUCCCUACAAUAUCAUAUAAGAACUCACACUAAUGACCGCAGAUUCAGGUGUCAUAUAUGUGGACAAGCGUUCAUACAAAAUGCAAGCUUAAAAUCUCACAUUAAAAGUCAUCAUCCCGAGUGUGAUAUAGAAGGAUGUUACUUUUAGUAAUUGUAAUGUAUUUAUUAAUUUAUUAUUAGACGUAAGUCACAUUGUGGGCUCAGCGUAAAAUGAUCUUUAUGUUCACAAUAUGAAGCAAUAAAUUAGAUAAGACGGAACAAUAUAUAAAUGACAGUCUUUGUAUGACAUAUUCAUUCACGCGCGAUUUAUCGUGGGAAAGUGCGUGCAAUUGUGGACGAUUGUUUUUAUCUGUAUUUUAUUCACGCGUUCGUGGGCGAUUGCUCCUUUCGUAUGUGCAUUUGAUUUUUAUAGUCUCCAGAUUUUAUUUUACAAAGACACGUCUAAGAUUUAUAUCUAAAUUAACAACAAAGUACUUAAGUCUGCUCUAUGGUCACAUAGCCGCCAUCUUGCGGUGAUAAUUAUCUAUUACAAAAACGCGCGAAAACACGCACGUUUGAAGGGAGAUUGCGGAGCGCUCUUUUUCGUCUUCUCUUCGCGCUUCUUAUCUUUCUCUGUGUCUAUCUUCUAUCUUUACAUGCACACUCUUUCCUGCGUGAAAGCCGUUGAAGUGAACAUAUUUUUUUAAAAUACCCAUGACUCAUGUUCAGUAUUAUUAUCAAAAGAAGAAUAUUUUCCAUUAUAAUUGUGUAGUAAUA